AUGAAUGACAACGUGCAGCCUGAUAUCUGGCGGGAUUCGCUGGUGCGUUACUUGGGCUAUACGAAUGAGUUAGGCGAGUCCUUCCGCCCCAUUGUGCCGCGUAUGGUAGUCCCCUCCUACUUUGUCGCUUUUGGAUACGUUUUGGGGGACACGUUUGACAAGGCCACCAAGGCGCAUGUGAAAGCUGUGGAGCAGCAAGUUUCUCGUCGCAAACGCAAUGCUCUCGUUGCGGACGCGACGGUGGACACACUAGCGUGGCAGACCAUGGCUAGCGUCGUGAUUCCUGGCUUCACCAUUAACCGAGUGGUUGCGACGAGCGUGCUCAUGGUGCAGCAAGAGACCAAGAACUUACUGGUAGUGCGUCGGUGGGCCCCUACUGCCAUUGGACUGGGAGUUAUUCCAUUGAUCAUCCACCCGAUUGACAGCCUCGUGGAUCUAGCGAUGGACAAGACGACACGAAUCCAACGAAAAUCUACAACGUUCCUCACCAACGUGUACUUGGUACACGCCGCAGUAGUCGACGCCAGGUACCCCACCGAAGCUGCGUUCAACCUCAUUAUCCAUCGCCCGCGCAUCGCUGGUGGGGAUCUGACGAUUCCGAUCGAUUCCAGCGUGAGACUUGUCAUAUGUUGUCGCAAGGAAGCCCCACGCAACACCAUCCGUCUCCGCUACGGCAAAAUGCGCAAGUGUCUCGUCAUACGCGCGUCCGACUCGCUCGAGCGCGAAAAGUGGCUGGUCGGGAUCAUACAAGCCAUGGCAGCAGCCCAGAACCUCGGUCCGUCCGCAACGGUCCUCGACACCUCACCCGGGACAUCAUUCGAAACUGCAGCAUUACAUUGUUUCGAACCGGUGAAGAAACCGGCCGCGGGAGCUCAACUGGAAACGAGUCUUGUUCAGUCGAGCAUCGACACCGUCAGCUCAUCGACCGAUCGCCUGGACGACGUCAUCCCUCUACUUCAGCGUGCGUCUAGCGCAUCGAGUUUUUUUGCUCCAAUCGACGUGAUUCAACAUCGUUCAAGCGAAGAUCAACCUCGAGCCAGCAGCGCUCAUCGGCGGCGUGCACGACAGUAUGUACGCUCUGCUAUGCACUUCCUCACCACUUUCCGGUGA
Phytophthora infestans T30-4 is the source of this 1110-nucleotide messenger RNA. RefSeq lists its product as uncharacterized. Gene Ontology annotation, cellular component: mitochondrion. Bases 1 to 1110 code for a protein of 369 amino acids. NCBI's taxonomy places the organism in Eukaryota, Oomycota, Peronosporomycetes, Peronosporales, Peronosporaceae. The record is from RefSeq and is a predicted model, not a curated record. Gene Ontology annotation, biological process: mitochondrial fission. The transcript has 4 exons.